Messenger RNA from Didymosphaeria variabile, 1545 nucleotides. RefSeq lists its product as uncharacterized. Bases 1 to 1545 code for a protein of 514 amino acids. Lineage: Eukaryota; Fungi; Ascomycota; Dothideomycetes; Pleosporales; Didymosphaeriaceae. Gene Ontology annotation, biological process: tetrahydrofolylpolyglutamate biosynthetic process. The transcript has 3 exons. The record is from RefSeq and is a predicted model, not a curated record. Gene Ontology annotation, molecular function: ATP binding; tetrahydrofolylpolyglutamate synthase activity. Gene Ontology annotation, cellular component: cytoplasm; cytosol; mitochondrion.
AUGGUGAAGCGCGACUAUGCGGCCGCCGUUGGCGCGCUCAAUACGCUGCAGUCCAAUUUCUCUAUUGUAGACGCGAUACGGAAGUCUGGAAAGGGCAUGAACAAGCAGGCGAUUCCGGAGAUGAUCGAGUGGUGUCGCAAGGUCGGUUAUGAGCCCUCCAAUUUUGACGGAUUGAAAGCAAUACAUAUCGCCGGAACCAAAGGCAAAGGUUCCACGAGUGCCUUCGUCUCCUCCAUCCUCGCUCAAUACAUCAAGCCGUCCUCCGAAUCACGUACGAGUCCCACCAAAAUCGGGCUAUACACGUCUCCACACCUUCGCUCCGUACGCGAGCGCAUACAGAUAAACAACGAGCCUAUUUCGGAAGAGCUGUUCACGAAAUACUUUUUCGAGGUAUGGGACCGGUUAGAGGCUGCUGCGGACGCGGAGAACACACCAGAAGGCGUGCCGACAAAGCCAGUGUACUUUCGGUAUCUGACGCUUACGGCGUUACAUGCCUACUUGGAGGAGGGUGUGGACUCGGCAGUCAUUGAAUGUGGCAUUGGAGGAGAGUACGACAGUACCAACAUCCUCUUGAAACCAACGGUUACGGCAGUAACAAGCCUGGGAAUUGAUCACACAGCUAUGCUGGGAUCCACGCUCCCUGAGAUCGCAUGGCACAAGGCGGGGAUCUUCAAACCUGGAAGUGUUGCGUUUUCCGCUCCGCAGAAAGAGGAGGCUAUUGCUGUGUUACAAGAACGUGCGAAAGAGAGAAAUACCCAAUUGCACGUUGUCGAUGUACACCCAGAUUUAGCCAGCAACAAGGUCAAGCUUGGUCUCUCUGCUUCUUUCCAGAAGAUCAACGCCUCAGUCGCCAUAGCCACGGCUGCUGCACACCUUCGCGCUCUCGGUCAUACAUCAAUUCCCGAUCCCACAACAACAGCGCAUAUUGAGCUCCCUGCCGAGUUUAUCAAGGGCUUAGAAGAAGUCCGAUGGCCAGGACGAUGCGAAGUUCGCCGCGAGAGGAACGUAGCAUGGCACAUUGAUGGAGGCCACACACUCGAGAGCAUCGAAGUAACCGGCCAAUGGUUUGCAGAACAAAUGGCUGCAGCGAAUGCCGCUCCGAGUGCAACAAAGGCAGCACCGCGCAUCAUGAUCUUCAAUCAGCAGACACGGGAUGCAAAUGUCUUGGCAAAGGCUCUCUAUACUGCGUUACAGACCGGUAUCACAGCGGAUUCGACAUCCCCUUUUACGCAUGUCAUCUUUACAACCAACCAGACAUUCAGCGAGGGCUAUAAGCCUGAUCUUGUGUCCAUGAACACGAACCAGCAAGAUGUUGAUACGCUGGCAGUACAGAAAGCUCUGGCAAAAACUUGGUCUGAGAUUGAUAGUACCGCUGAUGUGAAAGUGUUGAAGACGAUUGAAGAGGCUGUUACUGCGGCUAGAAGCAUUGCAGGUGAUUGGGCUAAAGAAGCCGGUGCUGAUGCGGAAGUCAUGGUGCUCAUCACGGGCAGUCUGCAUUUGGUAGGAGGGGCACUGGAGAUGCUGGAGACGCAUCCAGCGAGAUGA